GAGCUGAGCGCUUCGAGCGCGCUCCGCUUGACUUCCUCUCCGCCAGCGGCCUGCUUGCCGCUUUGAGGUGAGUUGAAGAUGUCGGUUUCGGGGCUUAAAGCUGAAUUGAAGUUUUUGGAGUCAAUUUUUGACCCAAACCAUGAACGAUUCCGAGUAAUAGACUGGAAACCAGACGAACUUAGCUGCCAAUUCAACGUAACAGGAGAGAAGCUGCUGAUUAUCCACUGCAACAUCACAGAAUCCUAUCCCUCAACGCCUCCAAUAUGGUUUGUUGACUCUGAUGAUCCUAGUCUAGCUGAAGUGUUGGAGCGCUUAGAAGAUGUGAGAAAGGGCAGCACAUUGCUUCUUCAGCAAUUGAAGCACCUCAUUUGUGAUCUCUGUCGACUGUACAACCUCCCACAACAUCCAGAUGUAGAAAUGCUAGAUCAACCUCUCCCUGUUGGUCCGAUUACCCAAGAACGGAAGCAUGGACCACCAGAUGAUUUGACCUCUGAGGAGGAAGAGGAGGAAGAAAUGGCAGAGCAGGAUAUUGAAGACCUGGACCAUUAUGACAUGAAAGAGGAGGAGCCAGCAAAAGGAAAAAAGUCAGAAGAUGAUGGAAUAGAAAUGGAAAAUCUGGCCAUCUUGGAGAAAAUUCGUCAAAACCAGAGACAAGAUCACUUGAAUGGUGCAGUUUCUGGCUCUGUGCAAGCUUCACACCGCCUAAUGAAGGAACUCGGGGAAGUCUUCCGAUCACAGAGUUACAAGACAGGUAUUUAUUCAGUUGAACUGGUCAAUGAGAGCCUUUAUGAGUGGCAUGUCAAAUUAAGGAUGGUAGACCCAGAUAGUCUUUUACAUAGUGACUUGCAGGUCUUAAAAGAAAAAGAAGGUGCAGACUACAUCCUACUUAAUUUCUCUUAUAAAGAUAAUUUUCCUUUUGACCCGCCUUUUGUACGGGUAGUCUCACCCGUGCUCUCCGGAGGAUAUGUGCUAGGAGGAGGGGCCUUGUGUAUGGAACUUCUCACAAAACAGGGCUGGAGCAGUGCCUAUUCCAUAGAAUCAGUCAUUAUGCAGAUAAAUGCUACCCUGGUUAAAGGAAAAGCCAGGGUGCAGUUUGGAGCCAAUAAGAACCAGUACAAUCUUGCCAGAGCACAACAGUCAUACAAAUCUCUUGUCCAGAUACAUGAAAAGAAUGGUUGGUACACACCCCCCAAAGAGGACGGAUAAGGAUUUUCUGCCACUAUGCACUUGGAAUUACAUUGGGUCAAAGUAUCUUGUCUUUAUAUUGUUUAUAGAGUUACAUUUCCUUCCUUUGAAGAACUGGGAUUAUAUCAUCUUUCUCACGGAAACCAACUGACAAAUUUCAUCCACCUUGUUGGUUUAUCUGACAAGUAUUUCUUUGUUCCACUCUGGGCAGGACUUUAUUCUGAUGUCACUUUGUUUCUCCCUUUAGAGUUUGAGUGAAGAGGAGUGACAUUUCUUGAAAUAUCCUCUUAACUUAAAAAAAAAAAAUAAUACUAAUAAUCCAUCCUAAAUUAUGUUUUUGAUUUUGCUGCUUUGACAAUGUGGGCUUCACCAUCAGAGUCUUCAGAUGGUGACUUUUAAAAGAUUAAUAUUGAAGCUCUUGAAGUGGCACCUCGGAUUAACUGUUUUUAUUGACUUUUUUUGUUAACUGGUACAAGAUGCAAAUACUGUUUUAGAAAUAGUAUUUGCCAGUUGUUUUAUGCUUUGAGCAUCCUUACAAUAAAUUAACCAGUGUCAUAUUU
Messenger RNA from Thalassophryne amazonica, 1745 nucleotides. Its product is annotated as ubiquitin-conjugating enzyme E2 Q2-like. The record is from RefSeq and is a predicted model, not a curated record. The coding region runs from base 79 to 1206 and encodes 375 amino acids. The transcript has 13 exons. Lineage: Eukaryota; Metazoa; Chordata; Actinopteri; Batrachoidiformes; Batrachoididae.